Molecule: messenger RNA, 837 nt
Organism: Dermochelys coriacea (leatherback sea turtle)
Lineage: Eukaryota; Metazoa; Chordata; Testudines; Dermochelyidae
Product: basic proline-rich protein-like
Exons: 1
Coding region: 1-837 (278 amino acids)
Source: RefSeq, a predicted model, not a curated record
AUGUCGGUUUUAGCGGGAAGCAGCGAGGGGCAGAAGAAGGUACUGGCAGCGAAGGAAGAGUCCACACAGCGAGCUGGUAGGAAGCGCAAGUGCGGUGAGCAGCGACGGGACCCCGGGCAAAGGACAGGCUCGGAAGGCAAGAGCUGCCCUGCGGGAGGCAGGGUGUCCGCGGCGCAGGGUCUAGCCCGGGCGCGGCGGGAAGAGAAACGCCGGAUCGGGCCGCUGGACCGUCCACAGUCGAGACCGUUCGCGUCUCUCGCGGGCCUCACGGUCCCCGCUCAAGGCAGGUUUCGCAGGCGCUGGGAACGGGACCGCCCCGGACCGACCGGCGGCGCUGGGCGUUUGGGGACGAUCCUGAGCGGGGCGGGGGGAGCCGAGCCCGGCCGGGCGGCGCUCAGGCCCUUCGCACGGGGGGGCGCGGCGUGGGGACGAGCCCCCCCCGCCGGCGCGGAUCUGCAGGGCCCCAGCAGCCAGGGGCCGGGGAUCGAACCCCGCCGCGCGCGCUGCCAAGCCCGGGGCACCGGACGGGGGGGGGAACGAGCCCCCUCCCUGGAUAUGACCCCUCGCUGGCCACACCGCGCAUGCGCCCCCCCCGUGCAGCUUCACUGCGCACGCGCUGCCUCGAGGCGCUUCCCGCUUCUCUCUCUCCCCCCCCCACCCCCGCCGCGUCUCGCCCCCGGCCCGCCCCGCGGCUCCUCACCGCUGCGCCGCUGCCGUCCCGGGACGCGGGAGCCGAGUGGCGCCGCCUGCCCGCCGGGGCUCGCGCCUGCUCCGCCUUCCCCUCCCCCCUCCGGAGACCCCGCUCUCCACAGCGCGGCGGUGCCUGGCGCGGCCUGA